Messenger RNA from Electrophorus electricus (electric eel), 999 nucleotides. Its product is annotated as 5-hydroxytryptamine receptor 4. Gene Ontology annotation, molecular function: G protein-coupled receptor activity. Lineage: Eukaryota; Metazoa; Chordata; Actinopteri; Gymnotiformes; Gymnotidae. Gene Ontology annotation, biological process: positive regulation of MAPK cascade; adenylate cyclase-activating adrenergic receptor signaling pathway. The record is from RefSeq and is a predicted model, not a curated record. Gene Ontology annotation, cellular component: plasma membrane.
AUGUCCAACAUCUCUGAGUGGACGGAGGACAAGAACCUCUCAUUUGUGGGCGAUCUGGAACACUGCGCCACCUUGAGGACCCCAAGCACCCGUGCCACCCUUUAUGCGUUCGUAAUCCUUGGCAUCUUCUGCACGAUGGCUGGCAACUUGCUGUUGGUUCUGGCCAUCGCCUUCCAAACCAACUCCUUCGUCAUGUCGCUAGCAGUGGCCGACUUCCUGGUGGGCCUGGUGGUUAUGCCUUACAUGGUGCUCACGGUUGAAGGUUGCUGGCACUUCGGUGCCACCUUCUUCCAGCUGCAAUGCAGCCUGGACAUCAUGCUGUGCGCCGCCUCCAUCCUCCACCUGAGCGGCGUGGCCUUCGACCGCUACUGUGCCGUCUGCAACCCACCGCUUUACUCCUUCAAGAUGUCCCACGGGCGUGCGGGCCUGCUGAUCACGCUGUGCCGGGCAGUGCCCCUCAUCGUCUCCUUUGGGCCUAUUCUCCUGAGCCUGCACAAGCUCGGGGUGGACGUCGCCCUGCAGAACUCGUGCAUCCUCCUGGUGAACUGCGUCUACGCCGUCACGGCCUCUCUGGUGGUGUUCUACCUGCCUGUGGUCACCGUGCUGGUGGCCCACUGUAAGAUCUACAGAGCAGCCAGGCGGCAGGCGGUGCUGAUAAGCGCCGUGGAGGCACAGGUGUUCACCAGGCUGGGCGAGGACUCCGGAAAGAAGCGGAACCACCGCAACUCCAUGAGGAGGCAGAGGAAGGGCCUGGGCAUCAUCAUGGGUGUUUUCGUGCUCCUCUGGCUGCCCUUCUUCACCACAAACAUCACGGACCCCUUCAUCGAGGACAGCACAGCCAGUGCCAUGUGGGAUGUGUUCCUCUGGCUAGGCUACAGGUCCUUCCAGAGGGCAUUCCUCAUGAUCGUGGGCUGCAGGAUAUGUGUGCCUGGGUCAGCACCUGGCAUGGACCUCUCUCAGUCCAGGAAGAACACCAAUGAACACUUGGAGAACCAGUAG